UCUAACCUGACUCGUAGAACAAAAGCAAAGAAAUAUCCACCAAAUGUCAUCUUAGAAGAAUAAAUUUUGCUCAAUAAAAUACCACCAGCAUCAUCUUCAAUCGGUCCACCACUUCCCAAAGAUGUCUUUGACGUUUCAACAAAUAAUCUGCGAUGCGAAGAAGCUCGUGGGAAGGAUCUCGGACCACGAGAACACAGCGGACAACCUCAUAACCGAGAUCCAGUCUGUGUGCAAUCAAAUCGACAAUAUGAAGCAGUACCAGGAGGAGAUUGACAUAUUGAACACAGAAGCCAAGCAACGGCCCCACCAGGAGCUGAUAUCCAGUAUCCAACAGGAGACGAGACACUUGAGAGAGAUUCAGGCUGAGAAUAAAGAGCUCAAAACUGCCCUCGAGGACUACCAGAAGGCCCUGGAGCUGAUAAUGUCCAAGUAUCGUCAGCAAACAUCAGCCCUCAUGAAGAACUGCAAGACAAACUUUUCAUCCCUCUACAAUGCCAAAUAUGCGAAUAUAAUCACCAGCCAGGCCGAGAAGAUCAACGAGAUGGCGGCUGUCAUGAGGGUGGCAGCUUCAGUGGAUGAGGAGAGUGAACUCAAGUACAAGGAGACAUUCACAAGACUCCAAAAGGAGAAUAUGGAACUUCGUGAGAUCCUCAAUAUUGCCAAUACACGGGGUUCACUGAAUCUGGGUCCUCCACACGACCACAAAACUGUCCAGACGGAGCCUGAAUAAAGUGCCAAUGUCACUGGAGGUUUUUUCUCUAUUCGCAAUUCCCCGGGGUGUGCGGACGAAAAAAAUUUUGUUGAAAAAACUAGUGCAUUCGCUGGAAAAUAAUAGUGGGCAUUCUGUUAAUUUCGCAGCUUAUCUACCAGGUUUUUUUAGGUAGAAAGUGUCCGAUGGAAAAUACUUUAUGAAAAAAAAUCACGAGAUUGCGAUCUUACUAUGCAAUUUCUAUUUAAAUCUUCUGUGAAGAAAUCUAAAAAUAAGUAUAACUUUUCUUCACUGCCCUUUUUCUGCUUUUUCACUAAAAUGUCUAGAUUAAAAAAUUGGAGUAUUUAGAAUUAGGAUAAAUUGUAUAGAAAGAUUGAAUUCUAUUCAAUUCAUUUUUUAUAGGACAUUUCUAUUAAAAAAACUCGUGGAGAAAGUGAAAUUUUUCAAUAGAAAUCUUCUAGAAUCUUCUAGCGAAUGCACUAAGCUUCCCUAUAAAAUUAUUUCAUUCGUGAACUCGUCGUUUUUUUAUCAUGUAUCGUAGAUCUUCAUUCGUACUCUCGUAAUUAACUUGAUUUUUUAAUACUAAUUUGUUAAACUUGGGUGCAUUAAUCAUGAAGAAUUGUUUAUUCGUAAAAAUGUUACAUGCGUAGUAAAAUAGUUUUGUAUUUUUUUUUAAUUCGUCGUAGGAAUUAUUUUUAAAAACACUUUGCACUUGGCAGUCGAAAGAACUUUGAAAGAGCAUUCAGCUGUCUUUUUUUCUGUUAAAAAUUUGUUACUAAGGAAUUUGCACUUCGAAGUGAUUUGGAAAUCUUCACUGUACGGAGAGCAGUCAGUCGUUAAUUUUCCUUCGUGUUAAAAAAAUAUCAUCGAUGGUGCCUUCAGGUAUCCUCGAUUAAUUCGUUGGCAAUGUACCACACGCUCUGGAAGAAACGAAAUAAACACAUUUUUUAGUAUAAAAAAUUGUUGGUUGAUUUUAUGUCUCGAAUUUCAUUCUUUCAUUCAUGAUUAAAGUUAAUUUGAAUUAAUUUUUCAUUUAUGCUUGCCAUUGAUUUUGAGUACGACGUGGAAGAAUUGUGUGUUCAUCACCUUCAAUGAGUUUACUGUGAACUUCACUGAGUGCCUGGAAACAUUGAGAGAAUGCAAUUAAAAAUUAAAAGAAUAGAGCAAAUCAAUCUUUUACGUUUUGUU
Messenger RNA from Diachasma alloeum, 1897 nucleotides. RefSeq names its product FGFR1 oncogene partner 2 homolog (gene Fgop2). The coding region runs from base 122 to 730 and encodes 202 amino acids. The record is from RefSeq and is a predicted model, not a curated record. Lineage: Eukaryota; Metazoa; Arthropoda; Insecta; Hymenoptera; Braconidae. The transcript is spliced from 2 exons.